AUGGCGGCGCUGGCUCGCGCGGGCCCCGCGCCGCUGGUGCGCUGCGCGCAGAAGGACGAGCUGUACCGGGGCGGGCUGCGCAACGGCGCCGGCGCCGCCGUCCACGGCCUCGCGGGUGCCAAGAGGUGGCUGGAAUGGAGGAGGGAGGUCGAGCUGCUCUCUGACAUCGCCUACUUCAGCCUCACCACCUUGUCAGGCUAUCAGACCCUGGGUGAAGAGUACGUGAACAUUGUUCAGGUUGACCCAACCAAGAAGAGGGUGCCCUCUUUUCUUCGACGGGCCAUCUUGAUUUCCCUUCACACUGUAGUACCCUAUUGCUUAGAAAAAGGAUUACUGCAUCUGGAGCACGAGUUGCAGAUAGAAGCCGACAGGCCUCGAACACAGCCGAACAACCUAGGAGGCAGCUGCCGGGAUAGGACCUUAGUACGAAACUGGAUACAGAAGCAAGUCGGGGAACUGUCACAGCAGCAGAAGAAAACACUCUUACAAAUUGUAUAUGUUCUUAAACAAUGCAUUCCUUUGCUGCGUCGACUGCAUCUGGCAAUAUUCUAUAUAAAUGGCAUGUUUUAUCACCUGUCUAAAAGGAUCACAGGAAUCACAUAUCUGUAUUUUGGAGGAUUGCAAAGAGAAGAUCAAAGCAUUCGGUCAAGUUACAAGUUUCUGGGAAUAAUUUCACUCUUUCAUCUUCUUCUAACGAUUGGUGUUCAGCUAUACAGCUUCAAACAGAAGCAGAGAGCAAGGCAGGAAUGGAAACUACAUCGCAAUCUGGCUCAUCAUAAAAAUGUGACUGAAGAAAAGUCUCCCGGGCGCCACUCCCGCUGCACGUUGUGUUUGGAAGAGCGGAGACACGCAACAGCCACACCCUGUGGCCACCUGUUCUGCUGGGAAUGCAUCACCGAGUGGUGCAACACCAAAGCAGAAUGUCCACUGUGCAGAGAGAAGUUUCAUCCUCAGAAACUGAUCUACCUACGUCACUAUCAACAGUAAAGCAAAAUAUCUUCUGUUUCAUAGCAAUGGCCUCAAGUCUCUUCCCUUUACAAAGUGGCCAUAGAGCUCAAGUUAGUCCAAGAACAAGGUUUUAUUAUAAAACUGAUAACUGCCUGUACAAGUUGGCAAUCAUUCCUGUUUUACAAAAUAAAUAUAUUUCUGACAUCA
Molecule: messenger RNA, 1155 nt
Organism: Nothoprocta perdicaria
Lineage: Eukaryota; Metazoa; Chordata; Aves; Tinamiformes; Tinamidae
Gene: PEX10
Product: peroxisomal biogenesis factor 10
Exons: 6
Coding region: 1-987 (328 amino acids)
Biological process (GO): protein import into peroxisome matrix
Cellular component (GO): peroxisomal membrane
Molecular function (GO): zinc ion binding
Source: RefSeq, a predicted model, not a curated record